Messenger RNA from Vidua chalybeata, 1153 nucleotides. It is a transcript of the gene C31H6orf136, whose product is annotated as chromosome 31 C6orf136 homolog. NCBI's taxonomy places the organism in Eukaryota, Metazoa, Chordata, Aves, Passeriformes, Viduidae. The record is from RefSeq and is a predicted model, not a curated record.
AUGAAUGAACGGCGGGUGGGCGGGAAGAGCGCGGAGCCACCGCGCACGCGCAGCCGGCUCCGGCGCGCGCGCGCGGCCCGCGCAGGCGCGGUGCGAGCGGCCGGCGUGAGGGGAGAGCGAGGAGGAGGCGGCGGCGCCGCCGGGGACGCGCGGAAACAGCGCGGAAACAGCGGGGACAGCGCCGCCGCCAUGUACCGGCACGUCACCGCCACCGUCACCGCCGCCGUCCGCCUCCGGCCCGGCCGCGCCUGGGCCCCGGCAGCGACCGCAGCGCCCGCGCCGGCCCCGCCGCGCCGCCGCUACCGAGCGCGGCCGCAGGGCCUGGAGCCCCCCCUGGGGCUGGCCCUGCUGCCCCCCCCGCGCUGCCCCCCGCCCCGGGGGCUGGAGGGGCUCGGGGGUCCGGUGACCACGGUGGACGGGCGGCGCGAGGACGACAUCGACGUCAGGGACCCCCCCCGGCUGCUGCUGGGACCCCCGGGACCCCCCCCGGGCACCCCCGGGACCCCCCCGGGCCGCCGGGGCAGCCCCCCCCCCUCCAUGGAGGAGCACCUGGCCAGCGUGCACGAGAGGCUGCGGCACGAGCUCCCCAAUUUCUUCCUGAAGAUCCCAGACUACGCCCUGUACGCCCCCGACGUGGAGUUCCAGUGCCAGCACCUGCACCUGCACACGCGGGGCCGUGCCAUGUACGCCCUGGCGCUGGCGCUGUGCCGGGCCCUGGCCUGGGGUUACUUUGCCAGCCUCAGGCUGGAGGUGCUGGCGCUGACGCGGCACCCCGAGGACUGGAGCGUGCGGGCGCGGUGGCGCCUGACGGGGCUGCCCCUGCACCUGCUGCUGCUGCGCUGGUACCGGCGGGACAAACGCACCCUGCUCAGGUCCUACGACGCCUUCUCCACCUUCUUCCUCAACUCUCAGGGGCUCAUCCGCUGCCACCGCGUGGACAAGCUGAUGCCAGCCCCCACGGCCGUCCCCGAGCCCAAGAAGCUGCUGGUGGCCGCGGCGCUGGCCGUGGCGCUGGCCCGGCCCUGAAGCCACCGAGGGGACACCUGAGCGCCCCUCCCCCCACCUCGGAGUGUCCCCUUUGUCACCUCCCCCCGUGUGUGUCCCCCCUCCCCCCCCCUUAAUUUAAUGUACAGAAUAAAGGAACCAGCGGUGA